AUGGUAUUCCUCAUGAGAUGUCUCAUCUCCCUUGGUCUCCUCACGACUGGUUUUGUUUCCGCAGCCCCAGUAUCUGAUAGCAACAAACAAACCACUACUACUUGCGCCCCGGUCCAUUUAUUUGUCGCCCGUGGAACGAGCGAAAGCCCUGGUGAUGGAUCUAUUGGAUCCCUAGCCGACCUUGUCCUUCAUGCAAAUCCGGGGGCUACUCAGGAAGCUAUUGAUUAUCCGGCCUUACCUUUUCCAGUCUACAUCACAGAUGUUGGGAUAGGGAUCAAGGCUGUCACGGAUCAGUUCGCGCGCUAUACGAGCUCAUGCCCCGAUUCAACCCUUGUUCUAAUUGGAUACUCGCAAGGGGCUCAGAUUAUGCUCGAUGCCUUGUGCGGCUCAGGAAGCAUCUUAAAGGGGGGUAUUGGAAUCCCUACGAUCAGCGAGGCGCAGGGCAAAAAUAUUGCGGCAGUCGUCGGAUACGGCGAUCCCGGCCAUACUGCAGGGGAGUCUUGGAACCAGGGAACUGCAAACACGAAUGGGAUAUUCUCUCGACCGACAGAUGCAUGUAACGCAUGGGCCAGCAGGAUACACUCGUACUGCAAUGCGGGGGAUCCAUACUGUGCCGGCGGCAAUAACAAAACAGUCCAUCUGCAGUACACUCAAGAAUUCGACAACGUGGCUUCUCGCUGGAUUGAUGGGCAGAUAGAGUCGGCAAGAGCCCAAUAA
Molecule: messenger RNA, 717 nt
Organism: Penicillium manginii
Lineage: Eukaryota; Fungi; Ascomycota; Eurotiomycetes; Eurotiales; Aspergillaceae
Product: cutinase
Exons: 3
Coding region: 1-717 (238 amino acids)
Molecular function (GO): hydrolase activity
Source: RefSeq, a predicted model, not a curated record